Messenger RNA from Lobosporangium transversale, 3557 nucleotides. RefSeq lists its product as hypothetical. Gene Ontology annotation, biological process: signal transduction. NCBI's taxonomy places the organism in Eukaryota, Fungi, Mortierellomycota, Mortierellomycetes, Mortierellales, Mortierellaceae. The transcript has 5 exons. Bases 122 to 3511 code for a protein of 1129 amino acids. The record is from RefSeq and is a predicted model, not a curated record.
UCUCAGAUCAUAGCGCGAAGGCAUUGUUUCUCAACUCUAUAAACACCUUGCGUCUUGGAACAACAGUACAAAGAAAAUAAUAUAUAGUAGUAAUAAUAAUAACGGUCAAUCUGUAUAAGCUAUGACAGUUUCCCGCCAGGAACCAAUGUUGACACUAUCGUUCGAGGUGCCUGCAGGAGCAGUAGCACAUCCAUCCAAUCGCAGUGCAAACAAAACUAUCUAUACCCCUUCUUCUUCUCAUACAGCUGCAACUACUGCUGCUACUCGGCCAUAUUCCGAAUUCUCGUACCCCGCACAAAGCGAUACCACUAUACUGGACUCCAUGAUCAGAACCACUCAAAAAGAUCAAAGCCUGCAACAUCCUCUACAGAAUUCUACCUUCAAUUCAUCCGUUGCCUCAUUUAUGACCUCUUCAACAGCAGACUAUACUCUUGUGACCCUCAACAACAGCAGCAGCAGCAGGAGUAUUUACCGUAAUAGUCUUCCUAUCCAUACAAGCAUCAGUAUCAUCAACGGCAACAACAGCAGUGGCAAUCAUAUCAACCGUAAUCAUUCAACUUCCCAGAUUCACCAUCAAAAGAAGGAGCUUCAAAAGCAGGCGCUCAGACAACAGCAGCUUCAACAGCAGAACCAAAAGAAAACGCUGCCAUUGUUCCCUACAAUACGAACAAGAGGCACCAUCUCGAACCAGAAUAUUAUUCAACCAGUCAACCUUGCAAAGAUUGAACUUUUGCCGAUCGAAUUUAGCCACCAAAUCAUCUUGGAUUGCAUUGACGAGAUUAAACUGCGAGGAUUGAACCGAGAGCAUCUCUUCUGGAACCCAUUCUAUAGUCCCUCUGUGGAAGCAGCCAUUAAGCUGUUGAUGAACCAAAAGAAGAACCAUCUCUUCAAUGUCAAGAUGAUGCGUAUAGAUACCGUGGGAGGCCUUCUGACCACUGUCCUUUCCCGCACUUACCCUCCUCUCAUACCUGAGCAUCUCCGUGAGCUGCUCCAGAACCCCAAUGGUCAAUUCUUUUUCGAGCUAUUGUCGAUGCUUCCAGAACUGAACCGAUUCUUAUUUGUGGAGGUUCUGGAGCUCUGCUGCGAAUUAGUCGAUAACCAGGCGUUCAAUCGCCUGAGCAAUAGUAAAUUAUCAAUUUAUCCUGGGUCAUGUUGCUUUGGUUUGGAUGAAUACAUGCCCACAUGGGAUACGCGAUACCUGUUAUCUUCAGGCAUGAAAAAGUUCUCAGGCGCAUUCUAUCAUGCCAUCUAUGCCUACCGUGAGGAGCGCGACCUAUCUGUAGAAGAGCUUCAAGAGAAACAGGUUAAACGCGACAAGCUCCUGGCAGAGCAGCGACUAGAGGCUCUGGAGAGAGAAUAUGGGUUGGAGGGUGCACAUAAUAUCUUGAAGAGAGAGGCUAGGAUCGCUCAAGGCCUGCCUCCAGAUUCUCCAGAACCAACUCCUGUGCCCCAAUUGCCUGCAGACUUGAAAGAGAUUUCUCUCUAUGCAAACAGGAAGGAGAUUGUGGUAGCGGACGAUAAUAUUUCAAUACUUGACAUGCAGCUCGAAGACGGAAGCGAAGGUGCCUCAACAAGUGCAGCAGAAGCAAUGAAGCCUCUUUCAUCAUCAAGAAGCGGUACUGCAGCUCCACAUACUCUUGAAAGCGCCAGCAAUGAAAAGAAGCAAGAGGAGGAAGAAAAAGUGGAGCAUAUCAUUGAAGACUUGCGAAGGAGUCUCUCUGUGGCUACACUGGAGUCUCUUAUAAACCGAUCUUCUAAGCCUGCAGCAGCAACUACAACAACCACAACCAAGACUAAUUAUUACUCAAUGUCGCCUUACGCUCCUCGAACUGGAUACUAUUCAUACACAGGACGUAGGAUUCGUCCACCUGUGACAAGUGCGGGCAGCAAGUAUGCACAGCAACAACCCAAUAACACCAGCAAUGAUGACACCAUACUCCGCGCUAAAUCAAUUGCUCGUUUCUGCUCGGCUACAAAGAACAUCUACCCAGUGGCUCCUGGUGACAUCUUUGGCAUCAGCCGUCAAGCGAUUGAACGACGCGAGCUGCAGGGCUUUUUGUUGGUGGCUCAGACGACGAAGAAGAGGCGACGAUGCAAGUCUAUUAAAUCCAAACGGAUCCAUCAACUUCGCUUACGCAACAAACAAUCCCAACAGCUCCAUCGUCGAUCCUCGGCAUCCAUGUCUUCUGUCAUUUCUUCGGGGCCCAUGCCAUCGGCAGCAAUAUACCUUCCAAACGGUGGCAUGUACAGAGCCAGGAAUAGCUCAAUGAUAGUCGCAGCGCACCAGCACCGACGGAAGCAUGCAUUGGCAUCCGCUGGAAGCCAGCGUCGUGAACGGACUCGUCGGCUUAGACGAGAGUUGGAGGUUUAUUUGACUCAAGGGCUUUCGGACGAAGAGGCUAUGAAGCAGCGAAAGAUUGAUUUGAAGAAAAGGCGAAAGCAAGAAAAACGUGCUCGGGCCCAAGCCCUUGCAGAAGCUGCAGAAGCAGCCAAGCGCGCUGAACAAAAAGUGACUAUGGAAGAGGCAGAGGUCCUUGAGGCCUUUGAUUAUCUGUCAGAUCAAGAGCUUGAGGAGUUUUUGACUUUAGCAGGGUUGACCAUGCAGGACGUGGAGCGUAUCCGAGAGAAGGCAGCAGCUAUCGCUUUAAGACAAGUUACAAAAGAUAUUGAGGGAGUCGAAUCAAAGCCAGUCGUCACAGUUGCGGCCGCAGUGAUGAGUGAAGCAUCCCCUGGCCAGCAGAAGAGCGCUUCAGUUAUCCCCAAGAUUACGGCGACAGAUGUUGAUAAGACCUCUGAAGAAACAUCAACAGCGGAGACCAUUGUUAUAUCUUUUGGAAGUGGAUAUGAAGUUUCUGAUGUAGACAACAUGGCUAAUGACAACGCCACGAGCCACAGACGGCCAACGAGCAUCCCACAUAUGAACUCUAUGGACAUACUCCUCAAGAAUGCAAGUAUGAUUGGUGACAGCAAUCUUCGAUGCUAUCCCGAUCAGCAAUUAGAACAGCAACAACAAGAAGCGAUCCAAAAGACAUCAGUUAGUAGUCUUUCACCUCCAAUCUCGGUAACCGCUGCUGUGCAGCAGGCUAUGGUCGAAAAGGGACAGAGUCAUAUUACCAACAGAGUUAGUGUUAAUUUCGAUGUUGAUGUGGUGGCUGAUGAUGAUGAUGAUGAUGAUGAGGAGGAGGAGGAGGAGGAGGAGGAGGAGGAGAAGCCACCAGCGAUGGAAAGCAGGUCAUCCAGCGCUGAAACCCUUGUGACGACCAAAACGAUCCGUACUCGACCACACCUACCGCCCCACGAGCGAAGAAGUGUAGAAUCUCUUGCGUCGUCCACAGACACGAUCGUUAGUCCUGUCCAGGAGGACUAUGUUGAGAUGACAGAGGGAGGACUCUUCCUACAGAAGGUUUCUUCUAUGAAGCAAGCUGAGGAUGAAGAGGCUGCAGAAUUACGUGCGUUGUUGGAGACGAUGAGUGCGGAGGAGAGACAGGAGUUUUUGAGGCUUUCAAGUUAAAGAAUUAAAAAAUUGUGUUCAAAGUAUAGUAUUCUAAUGUUCUAAU